UCUCGCUUUACAUGUUAUAUGGACACGUAAAACAGUACAGCGAUUCUUGUUUCUUUCCCCUUACCCUUUAGACCCAAGUUAUGUCCUCGUUGAAGAAGAAGAAAAUUCGCAUUGGUAUCGUAGGAUAUGGUCAUUUAGGUAAAUACCUUGUACAAACAAUUCAAGAUGAUGAUAGAUUAGAACUGGCAUUCAUUUGGAACAGGACACGGGAAGCAUUAGAUGACUUUAAGAACAAAGAGUUAAUUCUAGAAGAACUGAAUGAUUUCCCACAGAGGCAGGCAGAUUUAAUUGUGGAGGUAGCCCAUCCUAAAAUUUCACAUGAAUGGGGACCUAAAUUUCUUCAAAAUGCUGAUUAUAUGAUAGGAUCACCUACAGCUUUAAGUGACCAGACAUUAGAAACUUCAUUGAGGAAUGCUUCAGAUAAGCAUGGACUGUAUAUUCCAAGUGGUGCAUUCUGGGGUGGGGAGGACAUAAAAAAAAUGGCUGAUAGAGGAACAUUACAAGCAUUAAAAGUAACAAUGACCAAGCAUCCCAGUAGUUUUAAGUUGGAAGGUGAUUUGAAGAAAAAAAUUGAAGAAGUAUCUGAAGAGCCAUUAGUCCUCUACGAUGGUCCAGUCCGUGACCUUUGUCCUCUAGCACCUAACAAUGUGAACACAAUGGCAGCAGCAGCAUUAGCAGCUCAUAACCUUGGGUUUGAUAAAGUUCAAGGAUCAAUUAUUGCUGAUCCCAAAUUAGAAAACUGGCAUAUUGUGGAAGUAGAGACUUGGGGACCUGGAUCAGUAGAAAAUAACACAGCAUUUCAUGUUAAAACUGUACGAAAGAAUCCAGCAAAAGUUGGAGCAGUCACAGGCAGUGCUACAUAUGCUUCUUUCUUUAGUAGUAUACUUGGAGCUCAUGGCAAAGGACCUGGUCUUCAUCUUUGCUGACAACACCUAGAAAAGAUCAUACAAUUUGAUGGUAUUUCCAAGUGUUGAGGUGUAUGACAUUGCCAUAUUCUCAAACAUACCAGAUAGACUAGCUACAAAGAAGGUGGACAUGAUUUCACUUAUAAAUUGAAAUGUGGAACGCAAACAGAAUAAAACAUUGAAAGCAUA
Molecule: messenger RNA, 1094 nt
Organism: Mytilus trossulus (common blue mussel)
Lineage: Eukaryota; Metazoa; Mollusca; Bivalvia; Mytilida; Mytilidae
Product: aspartate dehydrogenase domain-containing protein-like
Exons: 8
Coding region: 81-926 (281 amino acids)
Biological process (GO): NAD+ biosynthetic process
Molecular function (GO): L-aspartate dehydrogenase [NAD(P)+] activity; NADP binding
Source: RefSeq, a predicted model, not a curated record